Parasteatoda tepidariorum (common house spider) is the source of this 3706-nucleotide messenger RNA. The record is from RefSeq and is a predicted model, not a curated record. NCBI's taxonomy places the organism in Eukaryota, Metazoa, Arthropoda, Arachnida, Araneae, Theridiidae.
CGUGACCGUCACCUGUUCUUCUAUCCUUUGUUGUUUGGCGGUCCAAAUUAGCGCCAGUCUGCACUGCUAAAAAAAGUAACCUCUUCGAUCCUUUACCUUGAUGAUUUCAAUUUCCUCUUAUUAUAACCUUAUAUUUUACAUUUUACAAACGCAUAUUUCACAGCCCUAACAUGUCAGAAGUUGAACCUGAAGUCGAGGAUGUAGAAGAAACUGUUGAGUCGGAUAACAUCGCUAAUGACACGGCGUCUUUGGAUCCUGAAGAGUCAGAAGGUGAAGCUGAAGAGGCAGAUGGGGAUGCAGAAGCUGAAGGAGAAAAUGAUGCUGAGGAAGAAGAAGAAUUGGAUGAUGCAACUCCUGAAGAUGACUCUUUGACACCUAGUCGAAACGAAGAGGAAGACGAUGAAGACCCUGCAAGUCUUCUAGAAGCGAUUAAAAGGGAUGACAAAGAAUUUGACACUAAACUGGAAUCUGAUCGAGGUAGAAGAUUCGACUUUCUUUUACAACAAACUGAAAUAUUCUCUCAUUUUAUGACAACGGGUUCAACCGUGAAAGAUGGCUCGCCCGUGAAACUAAAGCCGGGACGACCGAGGCUGAAGAAGAACGAUGAAAAGGCUAAAUUAUCAGCUGCAGGAGAGCAAAAGAAAACUACUGAUGAUAAGGUAAAAUUGUCUGCUGCAGGGGACCAUCGCCAUCGUAUGACAGAACAAGAAGAAGAUGAAGAACUACUGACAAAUGCUACAAAAAAGAGCUCCAAAGCUGUCAUUCGUUUUGAAGCAUCACCAUCAUAUAUUGCUAAUGGUGAGCUUCGUGAUUACCAAGUCAGAGGUUUAAAUUGGAUGAUCUCCUUAUAUGAACAUGGUAUUAAUGGAAUUUUAGCUGAUGAAAUGGGUUUAGGUAAAACCUUGCAAACUAUCUCCCUUCUUGGUUAUAUGAAACAUUAUCGUAAUUGCGAUGGUCCUCAUAUGGUAAUUGUGCCUAAAUCUACACUUGCAAAUUGGAGGAAUGAAUUUGAAAGGUGGUGUCCGUCACUAAAGGCAGUUUGUCUUAUUGGUGACCAAAAUACAAGGAAUGUAUUCAUCAGAGAUGUCUUAAAUCCUGGUGACUGGGAUGUGUGUAUAACUUCUUAUGAAAUGAUCAUCAGAGAAAAGGGAACAUUGAAAAGAUUUAACUGGCGCUAUAUAGUUAUAGAUGAAGCUCAUCGUAUCAAAAAUGAAAAAUCAAAGCUUUCUGAGUUUGUUAGAGAAUUCAAAUCCACCAAUCGCUUACUGCUAACAGGUACCCCAUUGCAAAAUAAUCUCCAUGAGCUGUGGGCUCUUCUGAACUUUUUACUACCUGAUGUGUUUAACUCUUCAGAAGAUUUUGAUGCCUGGUUUAAUACAAAUAAUUGUCUUGGAGAUACUUCACUUGUGGAGAGAUUGCAUGCAGUUUUAAGGCCCUUCUUACUACGACGUUUGAAAUCUGAAGUAGAGAAAAAACUGCCUCCUAAAAAAGAAAUAAAGAUUUAUGUUGGUUUAAGCAAAAUGCAAAGGGAAUGGUAUACUAGAGUUUUGAUGAAAGAUAUUGAUAUUGUCAAUGGUGCAGGAAAAGUUGACAAAAUGCGGCUGCUGAACAUUCUAAUGCAGCUUCGUAAAUGUUGUAACCAUCCCUAUCUAUUCGAUGGAGCCGAACCAGGACCACCAUACACAACUGAUGAGCAUCUUGUUUACAACUGUGGAAAGAUGGUUAUAUUGGAUAAAUUGCUGCCCAAAUUACGUGAACAGGGAUCAAGAGUACUCAUUUUCUCUCAAAUGACAAGAAUGCUGGAUAUUUUAGAAGAUUAUGUUUUAUGGCGUCAGUAUCCAUACUGUCGUUUGGAUGGGCAGACACCCCACGAAGAUAGAGAGCGUCAAAUAAAUGAGUUCAACAUGCCAAACAGUGAAAAAUUCAUAUUUAUGUUGAGUACAAGAGCUGGUGGCUUGGGUAUUAACUUAGCUACUGCUGAUAUUGUCAUCCUGUUUGAUUCUGACUGGAAUCCACAAGUAGAUUUGCAGGCUAUGGAUCGUGCUCAUCGUAUUGGUCAAACUAAAAGAGUUAAAGUAUUCCGUAUGAUUACUGAAAACACAGUGGAAGAGAGAAUUGUAGAAAGGGCUGAAGUUAAAUUGAGAUUGGAUAAUGUUGUUAUUCAACAAGGUAGAUUAGUUGAUGCACAAGCUAAGUUGGGAAAAGAAGAAAUGCUUGGCAUGAUUCGGCAUGGUGCAGAUCACAUUUUUGCAUCCAAAGAAAGUGAGAUUACUGAUGAAGACAUCGAUGCUAUUUUGGAAAAAGGCGAACGCAAGACAUUGGACAUGCAAAAGAAGCUUGAGUCAAUGGGAGAAAACACCUUGCGUAACUUUACGCUGGAUGCUCCGACUGAAAGCGUGUAUCGCUUUGAAGGUGAAGAUUACAGAGAAAGGCAAAAGAUCGCUGGAAUAGGACACUGGAUUGAACCGCCAAAGCGAGAACGUAAAGCUAACUAUGCCGUUGAUGCCUACUUUAGAGAAGCUCUUAGGGUCAGUGAGCCAAAGGCUCCAAAGGCGCCAAGACCUCCUAAACAACCAACCAUUCAAGAUUUUCAGUUUUUCCCUCCAAGGCUUUUUGAACUACUGGAUAAAGAAAUCUUUUACUUCCGAAAGACCAUUGGAUACAAGGUUCCAAAGAACCCUGAUCUGGGUCCUGAAGGAGCAGUUUUUCAAAAAGAGGAACAGGAAAAAAUCGAUGAUGCUGAACCUCUUACUGAAGAAGAAGUUGCAGAAAAGGAAAGAUUGCUCAAUGAGGGUUUCACAUCCUGGUCUAGAAGAGAUUUCAAUCAGUUCAUCAAAGCAAAUGAAAAGUAUGGCCGUGAUGACAUUGACAGCAUUGCUAAAGAAGUGGAAGGAAAAACUCCAGAGGAGGUCAUAGAGUAUUCUCAAGUGUUUUGGGAACGGUGUCAUGAAUUGCAAGAUAUCGAAAGGAUAAUGGCUCAAAUUGAACGAGGAGAAGCUCGUAUUCAACGAAGAGCCAGCAUUAAAAAAGCUUUGGAUGCUAAGAUGGCUCGCUAUCGAGCACCAUUCCAUCAGUUAAGAAUAGCGUAUGGAACUAACAAAGGGAAGAAUUACACGGAAGAGGAAGAUCGUUUUCUUGUCUGCAUGCUGCAUAAGCUGGGCUUUGACAAAGAAAAUGCUUACGAUGAACUAAGAUCAGAAAUUCGCAAAGCACCUCAGUUCAGAUUUGAUUGGUUCAUAAAAUCUCGGACUGCUGCUGAGUUGCAACGACGCUGCAAUACCUUGAUUACUUUAAUUGAAAGAGAAAAUCAAGAAUUGGAAGAAAAAGAAAAGGCUGAAAGAAAGAAGAGAGGACCAAAGCCUGGCAUUCCAAAAGGUCCUCAAAAAAGAAAAUCCGAUGGAAUACCUGAUGGAAGAGGUCGUAAGAAAAAGAAGUAAAGCUCCCGGGUGGAAUUUUAUGUUAUGAUUUUAAAAAAUUAAAUGAACUUUUUUGUUUUACCCUUUAAAAAAAUGGUUGCAAAAUUAUCUUGGUCUUGUUUUCUGUAUGUGCAUCCCCUAAGUUAUAUAAUUUUAUCAUUUGGCCGAGGAAAUCUAGCAAUUCUUUUUUUAUUUUAAUAUCAUGUAGCAAAUCAUUGGAUUAUUCAUUGUACAGUUUGAUACUAAGUUUAUUUUAUGUGUUAUUAAUAAAAUGUACAUUUUAAAUUCAA